AUGAUUCUUCAAAACAGCGAGGCAAUAGUUUCGAUUGAUAUGCCUGCUGGCCCUUCAGAAGUUCUAGUCAUCGCUGAUGAACAUGCUAGUCCAGUUUACAUUGCAGCGGACUUACUUUCUCAGGCAAUAACUUUCUCAAACCUGUACGCACCCAAACACUUGAUCAUCAACGUCAAAGACGCUGAGAAAUGGGAGGGACUGAUCGAGAACGCAGGUUCUGUUUUCAUAGGGCCGUGGACGCCAGAGAGUGUUGGGGAUUACGCUAGCGGCACAAACCACGUUCUCCCAACGUAUGGAUAUGCGAGAAUGUACAGUGGCGUCUCUCUAGACUCUUUCUUGAAGUUCAUGACUGUGCAGUCCUUGACAGAGGAAGGUCUGAGAAACCUUGGUCCCUAUGUGGCGACUAUGGCUGAAAUAGAAGGUCUAGAUGCACACAAGAGAGCCGUUACUCUCAGACUCAAGGAUAUUGAAGCCAGACAAAGUGAAUGA
Molecule: messenger RNA, 489 nt
Organism: Brassica oleracea var. oleracea
Lineage: Eukaryota; Viridiplantae; Streptophyta; Magnoliopsida; Brassicales; Brassicaceae
Product: histidinol dehydrogenase, chloroplastic-like
Exons: 3
Coding region: 1-489 (162 amino acids)
Biological process (GO): L-histidine biosynthetic process
Cellular component (GO): cytoplasm; chloroplast stroma
Molecular function (GO): NAD binding; histidinol dehydrogenase activity; metal ion binding
Source: RefSeq, a predicted model, not a curated record